Messenger RNA from Rotaria sp. Silwood1, 915 nucleotides. NCBI's taxonomy places the organism in Eukaryota, Metazoa, Rotifera, Eurotatoria, Philodinida, Philodinidae. The record is from the annotation of a GenBank genome assembly.
AUGAUUAGUAAUAUUAUUGAUGCAGAAAAAUUAAAUGAUGAUGUUGAUGAAAAAACGGCUGAUGAUGAAGAUAAAACUGAAGUUCUGGUUACUGUCGAAAAUUUACCAUCGAAAUCAAUGGUACAACAAAAUAAAAAGAAACGGAAUAAAGGCGUUUUCAAUAAAGAAUGGUUAAAAAUUGCCAAAUAUCAACGAUAUUUAAAAGAUUCAUGGACAUCCUUUUUUACUGUUUUAGGAAUAAUUGAUUUAAUUGAUGAUGCUGAUGAAUCAGCAAUUAAAAUUUUUGCGAAUGCACGUCAAUUCCUUUUGGAUAAGGGUUUAGAUAUGCAUGGAUUAACAGUAUUAGGAGCUGAUAACACGAACGUCAAUGUGGGUCAUAAUCAUUCAGUUUAUUCAUUAUUUAAAGAUGAAGUACCUGAUAUUCUGAAAGGUACGGGUGAUGAAGUUCCGUGCAUUUUAAGUUUUUUGCAACAUGUAUUAUUUGAAAUUCAUCAGAAGAACCUCGAAUUACAACGCUAUUAUACAACAGCUGUCGAUUUAUUUCGAGUAAUCACAGCCAUAAAAAAUAAACUACAAGAACGUAUUGAUUCACAAUUUUUUGGUGCGGCUUGUCGAUAUCGAUUAGCACGUUUACCAAUUGACACACAAAAUAUGUUAAAGACAUCAUUUAUUGAAUUUUUAAGUGAAAUUAUUUCCAAUGCUUACGUUGAAUCAGCAUUCUCACAAAUGAAACAUUUAUUAAAUGAUAAGAGAAGUCGUAUGACAACAGAACUUAUAUCAGCUGAAUUAAAAAUACGUUUAAAUUCAACUUUAUCAUGUACUGAAUUAUAUAAAUAUAUAUUAAGUAGUGAAUAUUUGUUACGAGCUAUUAAAUCAAAUGAAAAGUAUACAUUCAAAAGAAAAUGUGUUCAAUAA